AUGUACCUGCACCCGAGGCUGGCUGACAACGCGUUCUGCCCUCCGGACCAUGCGGAUUGCGGUCCUGGUAUAGUCAUAUCCGACCACACUCCGGGAGAGACCCAGGACGAGAAUACCCAGAAACAGGUCCAAGAUAGCCCCCCAGGCCUCAGCCAGCAGCGGACUGGCGGGCAGCAGUUCGGAAGGCGGACCUUCGCGGGCGUCGCAAUCCUGGGGAUCGUCAUCAUCCUCGGCGUGUUAAUCUACGGGAUCUUCGGGAAGUGGCCUAGGCGCAAGAUCAGGAAGUGGAAGAAACAGCGGAACGAGAGGAAGAAUCCACCGCGGCGAAUGCGGAGCCAGGGCGUGCAGACAGAAGGCGAAGACCUCGAGAAACAAGAGGAACACAGCGAUCCAGAGAAACAAUGUUACUACGAGCUUGAACCUUGGGCAACCACCCCGGCUACGCUGGUUGACGACACAAGCCCUAGGUUGUCUCUUGCUUUGGGGGACGGCCCUUUGCUCCCUGGUUGGACCGAAAAGAGUGAACCUGGACGCAUUCAAGCAGAGGCUACUCCGAGUCCGGCAGAGCCCACAGACCUGAAGCAAGUCGAAGAGAGCAGAUCCGUGUACAGCGUCCUCUCAGGCUCGCAACACUGA
Gloeophyllum trabeum ATCC 11539 is the source of this 636-nucleotide messenger RNA. RefSeq lists its product as uncharacterized. The record is from RefSeq and is a predicted model, not a curated record. The coding region runs from base 1 to 636 and encodes 211 amino acids. The transcript is spliced from 2 exons. NCBI's taxonomy places the organism in Eukaryota, Fungi, Basidiomycota, Agaricomycetes, Gloeophyllales, Gloeophyllaceae.